AUGGACUACGUAAAAUGGGCACGUGGCCAGGAAGGCCAAGAAUCCCGAGUGACGUGUUGGUCAAGCUAUCCGUUUUUGAUGAAUGCAGCUGCUAAAGGCGAGCUGCUGUACGUUGAGGCGGUUAUAUCAAUGCAGGUACUGUAG
Messenger RNA from Cooperia oncophora, 144 nucleotides. The record is from the annotation of a GenBank genome assembly. Lineage: Eukaryota; Metazoa; Nematoda; Chromadorea; Rhabditida; Trichostrongylidae.